UGCGGUUACUUAUCAUGCGUUCAGGUUAUCACAUGUUGACAGUAUUUCGUUAUUCCCCCCAGUAACGUCUGUCUUCUUCAUGUGUUGAGUAUUUUUUGCACGAGCUUGGUGAACAAUAUUUUCGACGGAAGUAGAGGUUAUUAGCAUCAAGCUAACAUUAGGUUAUAGUUAGCCAUCACUAGCUUACAAACACAGCCUUUGGACUUGGCUUCACAUCGGAUAUAGUAAUUUGUUUUGUGGUCGAAUGAUGGAGGCUAGCGGUAUCGACGUGGGUUCUGCGCGGGGACUAGUCGAAGGCAGCAGCUCCCCUCCGAAUUCGGAUAACCCAUGCGCCGACAACUUGGAAGAUUUUGGGGACAUGAUGAGCAGUUGCUGCAUACAGGAAGAGAGGGGAGAGACACCAGGGCGCGAGGACUGUCAAAUUGACCCGCUCGUUGGUGAACUGGAUAGGGCUUCUGACAAAAGUUUGGACAGAAAAGGCUUGGGGAAAGAAGUACUUUUGUUAAUGCAAGCUCUGAAUACUUUGGCCACUCCUGAAGAGAAACUAGCUGCCUUGUGCAAGAUGUAUGCUGAUCUGCUGGAGGAGAGUCGCAGUAUGCAGAAGCAGAUGAAGGUCCUGCAGAAGAAGCAGACCCAGCUGUCCAAGGAGAAGAUGCAUCUGCAGGGGGAGCACAGCAAGGCCAUAUUGGCCCGCAGCAAGCUGGAGAGUCUCUGCAGGGAGCUGCAGCGGCACAACAAGACACUGAAGGAGGAGAACACGCGGAGCUCACGCGAGUACGAGGAGCAGCGGAAGGAGGCCAUGCUGCAUUUCCAGGUGACGCUGAAGGAGAUCGAGAACCAGCUGGAGCAGCACCGGCUGCACAACCGUAAGCUGCGGCAGGAGAACAUGGAGCUGGCUGCCAAGCUCAACAAGAUCAUCGAGCAGUAUGAGCUACGGGAGGAGCAUAUUGACAAGGUGUUCAAGCACAAGGAGCUGCAGCAGCAGCUGGUGGACGCCAACCUGAAGCGCACGGCAGAGCUGAUGAAGCAGGUAGAGGAGAGGCAACAGCGGGAGAGAGAGCUGCUCUUAAAAGACGCUACAGAGACGAGACACAAAUGUGAACUGAUGAAAGAACAGGAGAUCCAACUGAAGCAGCAGCUUUCCCAGUACAUGGACAAGUUUGAAGAGUUUCAGACGACUCUGGCCAAGAGUAAUGAAGUGUUCUCCACGUUCAGACAGGAGAUGGAGAAGAUGACGAAGAAGAUAAAAAAGUUAGAGAAGGAGACGACAUUGUGGCGAACCAAAUGGGAGACCAACAACCAGGCGCUGCUUCAGAUGGCGGAGGAGAAAACCCUGCGGGACAAACAUUACAAAGCGCAGCAAGGCAAGGUGGAGCGGCUGGAGAAGCUGUGCCGGGCGCUACAGAAGGAACGCACCGAGCUCAACGAAAAGCUGCAGACCAUGCAGGGUCAGGAGCCGGUGGAGGAGGGGACGGGGCCCCCCGACCCCCAGCCAGAGGAACCCUACAGCAGCCGCUCACCGGAGCCUAACGCAGGCGCAGAGCCCGUGGAGGCAGUGCCGGGGACAGAGGAGCCUGGACUCCAGCCGGACGGAGAGCCCUCCUCCCUCCUCACCGAUGAGCAACUAGACGUCUGAGCCAGGCCCCUCCAGGGCUGCUGCCUUUUUUUUUUUUUUCUUUUUUUUUUUUUGUGGAGGUAUAUAUAUUUUUGUGUAAUAGUUAUAAAGAUUUGAGAAGAGAUUUUCAUUUGCGUUAGUGAGUAUAACCGCUCUGUACAUGGGGAUGCUAGGCUUGGUGGUGAGCACUUCUUUCUUUUCCUGUUCCAUCUACCACAUACAUAUUUUCCUAGGAAAUUUCAUGUGGUCAAAGUUGGCUGUCAUGCAGCAGCUUUAGAGUUUAUUUUUCUUAUUCUGAGUCUCUGUUUUCAGUCUCUUCUCUCUGCUGAUCUGUGGGACCAUUUUUGUUCUCCAUCUAAAAGAUGUAGCUCUCAUCUCUGGCCUGUGGGAUCAGAAUAAAUAUUCCAGAUGCAUAUAAUGUUAAAAACAUUGCUUUGUUGACUUAGCCAAGCAUAACUGAUUAACAGUCACCUCUUUUUUGUUUCUGACCAUCCUCCUAAUAACUUCAGAAAUGUCUGGGCAUUAUGAGGGAAAAGAAGUUCCCUUUUAUACCAUAUUGCAGCAAAAGGUCACGCAAAACCGUAAAAGUUGGGUUCCAAAGUUUGGGUGAAAAUUCAUAUUAGCUUUUUCACUAGACUAUUUUUACUCUGUGGAUCUGGAGUCUGCCUUUAGUGAUUGUGCAUCAUGGGCGACUUGAGUUCAAGGGCUAGUUUGAUCAGGCUGCUAUCAACAUUUUUGAUGUACAUUUAAUUUUGGAUGGACACUGUUGUUGACUUCAGUGUCAAAAUGUUGGUCCCAUUGAAAUGCUGCUGCCACUUCCUUGCACCAUUUGAGAUCAGUUUGAGUUCCAGAAUCUGUUUGAACAAACACGUGUUGAGGCAUGGAGCGUAAAUGGAUUCGUUCUAGCAACUAAAUGGCUAAACAUUAGUAUGACUAUGGUGAGCGCACACCUGUUCACCCAUUGUACUGGAACUGAGUCAUUUGACGGAGCUGUUGCUGCUGGCUCUUAGGAGAAUCAUGUUUCCUGUGAUUUGAUGUUGAUCAUGCUGUUGUGCUCCUGUGGAUCAGUGGACUGAUUCAACUGUCUGGUGUGGCUGGGACAUUUUCUUUUCGAACAUAUGGGGCCUUGACACAUUUGAUACUUUAUAUACUGAAAAUUCUGAAUGUUUUUUUUUUUUUUUUCCUUUUUAAAGAAACAAUUUACUCAGUAAUGAACAUGAAUAAAAUAGUAUAAUUCAUGCGUUACACUCCAUACUGAUGUUCGCUGGAACAGAAGGUAUUGUGGAGUUCACAAUGUGGAAUACUGAACUGAAUGAAUGUAGAAAUUCACCCUUGUUGCCAAACGGCCUUAAUGCCCUCUAGUGUGUCAUCCAAUGGAAAGGAAACAGGGUUUACCAUGCCACACUCUCAGGUCUGAGUUUGCUGUCCACAUUAGGUUAGGUUAUGGUUUAGGGUCUCUUAGAAAAAUUAUUACAAGAGACAUUCAUUUAUUAAUGCUUUUGAAAAUGUUCCAUUCAUUGACAUUCCAGGUAGGUGCAUUGCAGCCUGCCAAAACAAUAUUAUUAAUGAAACUAAGUAAUUUUACAUUUUUCAACUUAGAAGGGUCUAUUGAAGUAAUCAUUUUAUUUUAAGUGUUAUAGGGACAACAGGAUGAUAAACAUCCAUAGCAUUCUAAUCAUUGCUGAUGUGUUCGCUAAAAACAUUUGGUCUUAAUAGUAAUGGACAUGCUGAUCAGACCAGUGGCCAUGUAGUGUUGGCACAGAGGGCUGAAGGGCUCAGCAGUUUUGUAUAUAUAAAGUGGCAGUGUCCUGGGGAGAUUUGGGAUGUUUGUACAUUGCCAAACUAAUGACCAAACAAGAGAAUGGAUUUGGGAUCAGUAGACUUCAACCAGCCUCUGACUUGUAUUGAGAAUUUAAACCAUAUGGAGUAGACUUUUAACCAGCCUGACUUUCAGAAUACAUAAUUAUAUACUCUUCACUAACCCAUUAGAAAUGUGAAUGUGCUUUUAGAUUGUGGAGAGGCUCGCUUGUGCCUCGCAAGAUUUUCACCUCAACACAUGCAGUGAACACCUGAGCAGUGAGUGUGGAGUUGUUAUAUGCCCAUCCAAUGUCCUUUAACCCUUAAAGGGAAUGUUGAGAAAUGAAUGUUCUAAAGAAUAUCUGGGUUCAUUGAAUUCAACAUAGAAUUUUAGAACCUUCAAUUGUUGCGGAACUUAGAACGUUCAAAAACCAACACCUUUAAGGGUUAAGUGAUGGUAUGUUCAAUGAGAAGUCGCCCUUGGGUGGUUGGAAAUGAUUGGUACUUUGCCACACAUUUAAAAAAAAAAAAAAAAAUGUUCCUGUCUUUGGCAAUGCCUCAGUUUGAUUCUCAGGUUAUGCAAGAAAUCUACCUCUGCAGGUGAAUCUUGCUGUGAAAGAGGCUGGAGUCAACAAUGCUUUGAAAAGCUUUAUUUCCCCCCCAAAAUGAGCUUGUGUUCCCCCCGAGAUUGUAAACAAAGAUGUUCUGUCCUGUCUUGCUUUUCAAUAAACAUUUUGUAGAAUUUUCCAAACUA
Messenger RNA from Alosa sapidissima (American shad), 4166 nucleotides. It is a transcript of the gene txlng, whose product is annotated as taxilin gamma. Gene Ontology annotation, biological process: regulation of cell cycle. NCBI's taxonomy places the organism in Eukaryota, Metazoa, Chordata, Actinopteri, Clupeiformes, Clupeidae. The record is from RefSeq and is a predicted model, not a curated record. Gene Ontology annotation, molecular function: syntaxin binding. The transcript has 10 exons. The coding region runs from base 245 to 1636 and encodes 463 amino acids.